Messenger RNA from Lates calcarifer (barramundi perch), 4228 nucleotides. RefSeq names its product acyl-CoA synthetase bubblegum family member 2 (gene acsbg2). Gene Ontology annotation, molecular function: long-chain fatty acid-CoA ligase activity. Lineage: Eukaryota; Metazoa; Chordata; Actinopteri; Centropomidae. The record is from RefSeq and is a predicted model, not a curated record. Bases 163 to 2454 code for a protein of 763 amino acids. The transcript has 15 exons. Gene Ontology annotation, cellular component: membrane; endoplasmic reticulum.
UGUGGUGUUUGAAAAUGAAUGAUAUGCUUACUGAAGUUGUAGGGGCGGUUGGUGUACGUUGUGUGUGCGUGCAAACUGAGGCCACAACAUUUUACAGAAAGGAAAGAGGAAGAGUGGACGAUUCAUAAAUAACAAGCCAGGGGAAAAAUUAAGUUUCCAGCAAUGCAAUUGACCGAGUGUGAGCCCACCGCUGAAGGCGUGGUGAUGGAGCCUCCCAGAUCGGACGGCUUCCUGGAGUCGUCCUGUGGUGUAGGAGACAGUGCAGCCUCUCUCGAUAUAGCCAAUGAGUCCUCAGAGGAGGAGUCCACAGGGGAAAGAGAAGAGGAGAUUGGUGCUCAUAAUAAAGUCGCCAGCAGCACCAGGGCUACAGAGGUCCCUGCUGAACAGACCUCAAACACGCAAACAGUGAACGCUCAGCGCCCAAACUCCCUGUCGGUGGCGGCAGCCGUGGCGGCGGCAGAGCCCGGCCUGUGGACGACACAGGGCGAUGCGGAGGUGAAACUGAGGAUGGAGGACUCGGGCUUGGCUGCUGAGACCCCCCUGACUGUCAACCAGAUGUUCACCUCGGCAGUGGAGCGCUUUGGUAACUACACAGCUCUGAGCUGGAAGAAAGGCGAGCAGCAGAAGAGCCUGAACUACAGAGACUACUACCAGACCUGUCGCAACGCUGCCAAGAGCUUCCUCAAGCUUGGCUUGCAGCGCUACCACGGCGUUGGCAUCCUGGGCUUCAACUCUGCAGAAUGGUUCAUCGCUGACAUUGGAGCCAUUUUGGCAGGUGGGUUUGCUGUGGGCAUCUACACCACCAACUCUCCUGAGGCCUGUCAGUAUGUAGCAGAGAACUGCAAGGCCAAUAUCAUUGUGGUGGAGAACCACAAACAGCUGCAGAAAAUCCUUCAGGUUGAAGACAAGCUUCCACACUUGAAAGCCAUUAUCCAGUACAAAGAUGCACUAAAAGAGAAGAGACCAAAUCUGUACACAUGGGCGGAGUUCAUGGAGCUCGGACGCAACGAGCCUGACGCUCCCCUCGAUGCGAUCAUCUCCAGCCAGAAGCCAAACCAAUGCUGCACGCUCAUCUACACCUCAGGAACCACGGGCCAGCCCAAAGGAGUCAUGCUGAGCCAUGACAAUCUGACGUGGACCGCGCUCUCCACCAGCCGCCACGUGCGCCUGACAGACGCCACUCAGGCUCAGGAGUCAGUGGUCAGCUACCUGCCGCUCAGCCACAUCGCAGCUCAGAUGGUGGACAUCUGGGUCACCAUGAGGGUCGGAGGGGCGACCUACUUCGCUCAGCCAGACGCCCUCAAGGGCUCUCUUGUAGACACCUUGAAGGAGGUGCGUCCCACAGCCUUCAUGGGUGUCCCCCGUGUCUGGGAAAAGAUGCAGGAGAAGAUGAAAUCUGUCGGGGCAAAGUCUUCGACCGUGCGCAGGAAAGUGGCCGCCUGGGCCAAGGACGUUGGUCUGCAGACUAAUCUCACCAAGAUGAACCAAAACGGAGCAGCUGGCCGCACAACCCUCAGCUAUCAAUUAGCCAAAAAGCUUGUGUUCAAAAAAGUGCGUAAGGCCCUGGGCUUGGACCGCUGCAACAAGUGCUACACAGGGGCUGCACCCAUCACCAAAGAUACCCUGGAGUUCUUCCUCAGCCUGGAUAUCCCUCUGUACGAGCUGUACGGCAUGAGCGAGAGCACCGGACCUCACACCAUCUCCCUCCCUGAUGCCUUCAAGCUCACCAGCUGUGGUAAAGAGAUUCCAGGGUGCAAGACGAGGCUGCACAAACCAGACGAGGAGGGAAACGGCGAGAUCUGCUUCUGGGGUCGCCACGUCUUCAUGGGUUACCUCAACAUGCCUGAGAAGACGGAGGAGGCUCUGGAUGCGGAGGGCUGGCUGCACUCAGGUGACCUGGGCAAACACGACGAGAACGGAUUUCUCUUCAUCACCGGAAGAAUUAAAGAGCUGAUCAUCACAGCAGGAGGUGAGAACAUCCCACCGGUUCCCAUCGAGGAUGCAGUGAAAGAGGCCGUGCCACUGAUUAGCAACGCCAUGCUGAUCGGAGACAAGAGGAAGUUCCUGUCCAUGCUGCUCACCAUCAAGUGCAAGGUGAACGCAGAUACGGGCGAUCCAGAGGACGAGCUGUCACCAGAGGCGGUGGAUUUCUGCAGGAGGCUGGGCAGCAACGCCACACGCGUUUCUGAGAUCGCAGGCGGCCGAGACCGGGCGAUACACACUGCCAUCCAGGAUGGAAUCAACAGAGUCAACGAGAAGGCAACGUCCAACGCUCAGCGCAUCCAGAAGUGGAUCAUUCUGGAUCGGGACUUCUCCGUCGGCGGAGGAGAGCUGGGUCCUACCAUGAAGCUGAAGCGUCCGGUGGUGGUGAAGAUGUACAAGGAGCAGAUUGAGAACUUUUACAAAGAGCUGCCGACUCCGACCACUCCCGACAACCCGCUGCCUCCCAAAUAGAGCUGCUCCUCCGCCUCCACCUGCAGGAAGAUCCACACGUCUGUUAACACGCAGACACACUCCACCUCAUUCAUGCAGCCGCUCCUUGUCGCCAUUCUCCCCCCUUUUUUUGUGUAAAUGUUUUGAUUGCCUUAAGUUUUGUCCUGGUUUACAUUUGUGUGUUGUACAAAAGAGAACUGAGAAGAAGCCAUUGUAAAAUAGCUUUAUGGUUUUGAAGAUUCAAUAAGUUGAAUUCAACUAUUUAUUUGUAUUAAUGGGAUGAGCAGUAAAAUAUCCGAUAGAUGAAGGGCAGCAGCUGUAUGUAAGAAGAGUAUAUUGUGCUGUAAUACUUGAUAUAAAAAAAGAAAAGAAAAAAAAAGAGAAUCAAACAAACAAAAAAACUUUUUUGGAAGUUUUGAAGGAGUAAAUUUGUGUUUUUGAAUGUGGUCUUCUUUAUUUAUUUUCUGUUUGCCAAAGUUUACGCGGGCCAAAAGAGCGUCAAAUGAAGAAACAUUUCUAGAAAACACUUCAUAUCAAAUUCAGCGACUACAUCAAAUGUUUACUGGCCUUUUUACAUGUACUCAGUGGUUAUUUCUCUCGUCUUUAUCAGUCUGGAUUUAAGGAAAAUACUCAUUUAUUUUGUACAGGAUUUCAAAAAGUCAAAAAGGUUUUCUUCAAAUGAGCAGCAUCCAAACUGUGUUUUUCUUGCUGUAAAAAAAAAAAAACAAAAAAAAAAAAAACGUGUCAUUUAAGCCAUAUAUUUUUGCUUUUUGUAACUGUAAAGUUGAAACUGUUGCUCCGUGUGCCGACUCAUUACAGCCCUACACACCUGCCUUGUCCUGUUGAAAUGUUUUCUAAACAGUCCGUCUGUGUGUAGACCCACUGUGAUUUAGUGGAUUGUAUUGUAAAUAUCAUCUGCAUUUAGCUUGUCUUUGUUUUUAUUUUGUUCCUCAGUUGAUUUUUCAGCCUAGAAAUCUUAAAAUUAUUUGCACUUACACGCUGAUAAAAAAAAAAGAAGUAAAAGGAAUGGAAAAUGUACAUAAAUUAGGUGACAGGUUUGUGGAAAAAGGCAAAUAUAUCAGCUGCAUUAAACUGCCCCUAUUGAUCUGUUGCCAUACCUUAUCAAAACCUAUCAUAUAUAUAUAAAUGUUCAAAUGCUCAAGGUUUUUAUCACAGUGACCACGUGUCUUUCGCCUCCUUAAAGACAUUUCAGACGGAUUGAAGGAAGGCUAUAAGAGGUUAUUGUACUCCAAAGAGCUGAUUAAUGUACAUUAAGUAUAUAUAAGCAUAUCAUAGGUAUUUGUAGCGCUCUGAUGGUUUAAAAUGACGACGAGUUUGGCGGUUAUGGUUUGCUCAAAGCAUUUAAAAAUUCAGGGUAAACAAAGCAGAGCAAUGUCGAUGUGUGUAAAGUUAAAUGAGGAAAUGACGGUGAUUCAGUGUGUCUGGGUGAGUGGGUUUCUUGCUUUCUUAAUCUCAUACAGCUACGUUACAUGAAACAAAAAAAAAAGUACAAACGGACUGACAUUAAUGUACUUUCUAAUUACUAAGAACUGUGUUGUUGAAAUGUUGUUACUCCCUCCUCCUGAAAUGGUUCAUUCAGAGCUCACGAGACCCCAGACAGAAAUCUGGAUUUACCCGACCCUAUAGAGCUGUUUUUGUUUUAAAAAAAUUUUUCAGGGUUGAAAGAUGGAAAUAUGCAUGACACUUCUGGAGAAGAGCGAAGCAGGCCUGUUUCUGUCGACAGAAAUGUGAAUGUUUGUGUGAUCAGUUGAGGAAUAAACGUUGAUUACGCUGA